This is a messenger RNA of Lepisosteus oculatus (spotted gar), 920 nucleotides long. It is a transcript of the gene ifng1, whose product is annotated as interferon gamma 1. The record is from RefSeq and is a predicted model, not a curated record. Gene Ontology annotation, biological process: immune response. Gene Ontology annotation, molecular function: type II interferon receptor binding. Gene Ontology annotation, cellular component: extracellular region. NCBI's taxonomy places the organism in Eukaryota, Metazoa, Chordata, Actinopteri, Semionotiformes, Lepisosteidae.
GUUAAGAAGAGAGCAAGCAACUUUUAGACAGUUAGGUGAUUCAACACAAGCAGAUACCUUUACAUUCUGAUUAAGGACUGUUUGAGACGUGAGACUUCAAAACUAGGAACUAAUGAAUUCACUACAGAGGCUGCUGCUUUUCUGUGGACUUUGCGCAAUAUGUUUUGGAAAUGGCAACUGCAACGACCUAGUGCCAGAAGAUGUGAAGGAAGACAUCAGAGUUCUAGCCACACAUUUUGACAUAAGUAGACCAGACUUGCUUGAGGGUGGUGCUUUAUUCAUUAAAGCCCUCAAUUCUUUUGAGCAACAGGAGAGCGAAGAGAAACUGCUGUUGAAUGAAAUACUAAAUCUGUACAUUAAGAUCUUUGACAACAUGAACAACGUAGAAGAGGACAAGACUCUGGCUGAAAGAAUCCAUCAUAUAAAGAUACGUCUGAGUCAUCUGAAAAAUGCAACGUUCCAGGAGACAUCAACCAACCUGAAGCAGCAACUUGAACUGCUUUGGAACAUUAAGGUGAAUGACCCAGUAGUCCAGCGCAAGGCUGUCUUUGAGUUGAACCAGGUGCUGCAGAAAGCUGAGAAUGUUGGGAGAAAAAUGCAUGAAAAGAAGGAGAAGCAAAGAAGAAGGCGGCAAGCUAAACUUUUAAGGAGAAGAAUGCAGUGAUUUGUUAAUUCUUGAUGCUGACAGUGUCGUCAUUGACUGUUCAUAUUUAUUGAGAUUAAUUUAAAACUAUUUAUUUAAUUUAUAUUUAUAACGUAACUAAAAUCUAGGACACAGCUCUAUAUUUAAGUUAUUUAUGCAACCUGUUCUGUUUUUUCUAAGGGAAAUGUAACAGGUUUUACUUGAAAAAAAAUUAAGACAAUGCAAAGCUUUUUUGUGAUAAAUCACAUUAUGUAUGGUCUAUGACUAAUUUAAUAAA